ACAUAUCCUAUACGUAAUACCAAGUUGUAUAAACACGGAGAGUUGUAUUUGAGGUUAGAACAAGCCAUGGAUCUACUUUGUUGCGAACGAACGAGCGAGACAGAGUGCAGGGCGUAUGCCGAUCCAGCUUUGAUCGACGACGAUCGAGUUUUACAAAAUCUUUUGAAGACGGAAGAAAGAUAUGCUCCGAAUAGUUCUUAUUUCGAGUGCGUUCAGAGGGACAUCUCGCCGCUCAUGCGCAAGAUCGUCGCCGAGUGGAUGUUAGAGGUAUGCGAAGAGCAAAAGUGCCAAGAGGAGGUCUUCCCCCUAUCGAUGAACUACGUCGAUAGGUUCCUGUCGAUUUGUCCUAUCAGGAAAUCGCAGCUGCAACUAUUGGGAACGACCUGCUUACUUCUCGCUUCGAAAUUGCGAGAAGCAUCGCCGUUAACAGCCGAAGUCCUUGUUUUCUAUACGGAUAACUCCAUUACUCUUGAUGAUCUCUGGAGGUGGGAACAACUCGUAGUGUCGAAACUGAAAUGGGAGCUUUCGGCAGUGACACCGGGCGACUUCCUGAUACACAUUCUCAGCCGACUACCCGUAUCUGGUACCUGGGAUCAUAUGAUGAUCUUGAGGCACGCACAAACCUUCGUAGCCCUAAGUGCGAGAGAGUACAAGUUUUCGAUGUAUACGCCUAGCAUGAUAGCAGCUGCGAGCAUCGCAGCAGCACUUCAUGGACUCGAUUGGACUGGAAAGAGCGGUUUCGGAUUAGCCGGUCUUUUUGAUGAACUUACUCGCAUCACGGCUAUCGAACAGGAUUAUUUACGAGGAUGUUUGGAACAGAUCGAAGAGAUGGUUUCACAAGUACAAGGUGGUCACGUAAACGGCGAUGGUAAUGCUAAUGGCGAUACCGGUGUCGAUGGACAUCAAGUAGUUUCUAUGAGUGUUUCUAGUGGACAACAAAGGCCAUUGGGGGAACAAACUACAUCACAGGAGAAGGUAAUCGAACAUGAAAAGGCAGGUACGCCGACUGAUGUCAGGGAUGUUCAUUUCUGAAUAAGAAGAACGACGACGACGACGAUUACGACACCAGCAACAACGGCUGCAGCAACAGUAGCUGCAACAGAAGUGGAUGCAGCAGCAGCAGCAGCAGACGCACACGCAAUAACGACAAUACCAACAUCGACAACAAUAACAAUGACAUCGAUAACAAUAACGAUAACAACAGCAACGAAGUUAGAUACGUUAUUGAGACGUUAAAACAAACAGAGACUACAGAAAAGAAAAGUAAAAGAAGAUUGAAAUAAUAAUAUCGUCGUUGAACUUCGUCGUUUAUCUUCUCCUCUUUCUCAAAGAAAGAAAGACAGAGAAAGAGAGAGACGUGCAUCGCAGAAAGAUAAAUAACUAGGUAGGGAUAGAUAGUUAAAAAGAAAGUGACGCCAUCACGAGACUUCGUAAUUAUGUAAAAUGUUUUUCCUUUUAUUUUCCUUUUUUUUUUUAAUUUUUUUU
Messenger RNA from Vespula pensylvanica (western yellowjacket), 1485 nucleotides. RefSeq names its product G1/S-specific cyclin-D2 (gene CycD). Gene Ontology annotation, molecular function: cyclin-dependent protein serine/threonine kinase regulator activity. The record is from RefSeq and is a predicted model, not a curated record. NCBI's taxonomy places the organism in Eukaryota, Metazoa, Arthropoda, Insecta, Hymenoptera, Vespidae. The transcript has 5 exons. Gene Ontology annotation, biological process: mitotic cell cycle phase transition; regulation of cyclin-dependent protein serine/threonine kinase activity; positive regulation of G1/S transition of mitotic cell cycle. Gene Ontology annotation, cellular component: nucleus; cyclin-dependent protein kinase holoenzyme complex; cytoplasm. Bases 67 to 1032 code for a protein of 321 amino acids.